GAAGUCGACAGAUAUAUUUAGUCAGGUUCCAUUCCCUUGGCAAUCGCAAGAAGACAUGCUUCGAUUUUAAGCUUCUACAAUACUGUAAAGAACAGAAAAUAACAACAGUCCAUUUCCCUCGAGGCCAAUCAUUUCUCAGCUUUUCUAACCGACCACGACGCCGCCUGCACAAUGUGCUGCAACAAAAGACGCGCCGCUGCUUACAGAGGAUACCCGCCUAGCCUCGAGGCUGGGGGUCCCGCGUUUGGACCCCCCUUCGGUCGGAGAGGAUGUGGUUCAGGCCAGCGUAGGCCAGGACUGAUUCAAAAGCUGGUCACGAAGGCUAUCGAGAAGCGGAACGAGAAGAUGGAGGCUCGACAGCAACUGGAGAGUGAACGCCAGGUCCCUCAGCAAUCAGUAACGCGCGUUGACGAGAAGCGCGAACCUGCUGGCCUUCAGCAAGGCCACUCCAGGGCCCAGCCGGUUAAGAUUGUUUUUGAUGACGGGCACGAGGAAUGGGUUUCCGAUUACACUGAUGAGAAAGAGUCCGGGGUGCAAGUUGGGGAGAAGCGCGGCGAACAUCCACCCAGGUAUUCUGAGCUCAUGAAAACCUAAUGUGUGGCACGAUUGGGUACCUUGAACCGAUGUCUGUUCCAUUCCGUCGUUAUUGACGUGCCGUAGCAGGAAGGUGCUUGGACUAUGAACAAAGAGGCGACUUAAGUCCCGUGUCUUGCAUGCACGUUUCAUUCAAGCCUCUUUGUACAGGCGCUGCUGUUCUCUUUUUAUCCCAG
Messenger RNA from Diaporthe batatas, 770 nucleotides. RefSeq lists its product as uncharacterized. NCBI's taxonomy places the organism in Eukaryota, Fungi, Ascomycota, Sordariomycetes, Diaporthales, Diaporthaceae. The transcript has 2 exons. The record is from RefSeq and is a predicted model, not a curated record. Bases 172 to 594 code for a protein of 140 amino acids.